AUGCUCAACCCGGAUUCAAGUACCAUAUGGUAUUUAAUACAAACUCUUCCUGAAGAGCUUCGUGUAUUCCUUGAACCUGGAUAUGAAGACAUGUACAACAAGAUUUUGAAGUUACAGUUCUAUCGUAUUUUGCUUCACUUCGACCCCGCUACAAAAUCUUGCAUGUCUCAUCUCAAAGCCAACCUCCAUGCCGCUUUAAGAAAAGACAUACUCCCACGCAUUCUACCUUUCUUAUUACCUCAAGCCCCUAUCCCAAUGGACACCAAUGACAGCAAAGCCACUCUUGAUGCCAAUCCACUGGGACGUAAAACCACCCGCAAGUUGCUUUCCAAGGUGAUCAAACACAAAGCCCCAAACGUGCCUAUACCAGGGGCCGCUAGGCGUGAUGGCUUACUUCUCCUCUAUCAAGCACACAUCAAUCCAGGGCUAGUUAUUCCUGGUCAAGUGGAAACCCUCUGA
Molecule: messenger RNA, 459 nt
Organism: Melampsora larici-populina 98AG31
Lineage: Eukaryota; Fungi; Basidiomycota; Pucciniomycetes; Pucciniales; Melampsoraceae
Exons: 1
Coding region: 1-459 (152 amino acids)
Source: RefSeq, a predicted model, not a curated record